Messenger RNA from Camellia sinensis, 1055 nucleotides. The record is from RefSeq and is a predicted model, not a curated record. NCBI's taxonomy places the organism in Eukaryota, Viridiplantae, Streptophyta, Magnoliopsida, Ericales, Theaceae.
CUCUCUCAUUCUUCUCUUGUUUUUCGAGGUCAAUGACUUGCCAAUCAUGUUUCUCCCACUAAAAUUCUAUUCUAUUAGUCCUUGUAUAAUUCUUACUUGCUUUCCUAACCAUCUCCAUCUCCAUCUCCAUCUCCAUCUCUCCCCCUCUCUUUUUUUUUUCUCUCUCUCUCUCUCUCAAAAACGAAGCAAAGAGAGCAUAGCAAAUGGGACUUACCCAAGGAGACCCAUCACCACAGUCCCAACCACCAUCUAACCCAUCACCACCACAGCCUCAAAAGUAUCAUUAUGAUCAACAAGCCACUGAUGAUAUUCCUCCACCACCACCCUUUGAGGCUUACACCGAUGAAAACCACCACCACCACCACGAACACGGCGGCUAAUCAGACCCAAAUGUAGCUAACAGCAACCAAAACCAACAACACUUCCAGCCUCCACCACCAUCACCACCACCGUCUCAGCCUCAGCCACCACAAGCGGCGGCUCAGCCUGUUCGAUUCCCACCUCAAUUCCCACAAGCAAAUAAUGGGAGCCAACCUCCGACAUAUCCACCUCAAAACCCACAAAUGGUUGCCCCGCGAACUCCGCCAAGAAACUACCCACCUCAAAGGGAGCCGGUGCAAUUUCCACCACCACCACCGGCUUCUCAGGCGGCUUACCACCAGGCUUCUGCUUCUGAGCCCGUGCAAUUUCCACCACCGCCGCCUCCUUCUCAGGCGACUUACCACCAGGCUUCUGAGCCUGUGCAAUUCCCUCCACCACCUUCUCAGGCCACCUACCACCACCCUCAACAGCAAGUGCAGUUUCAGCGAUCGCCAGUGACAUUUCAGCAGCAGCAAGCGCAGCAGCAACAGACGGGAGCACAAAUGGCUUACAAUGUCAUGCCCCAUUCGACGAUGAAUGGUGUCGCGUCUGGGUUUCCGGUGAAUCAAUAUCCAAUUCCACAGGUUGGGACUGAGGGUUGGAAGACUGGGCUGUUUGAUUGCAUGGAUGAUCCUUUAAAUGGUGAUAAAUCUCUCUCUCUCUCUCUCUCUCAUGCUUCAAGACCAAGAUUUUAA